AUGAGCUGGCUCUGGGGCAGUGGUGGCAGUACUGCCGACAAGCAACAACCCAACGAUCCAUAUAGCAAACUCGACCCUAGCUUGAAAGACUUCCUCAGCAGAGAAACGCCAUUCACACCCGACACCCCCCCAUCAACCAAACCAAAAGCCUCGCCCGAUGCCGCGUCGAACGAAUACCGCUCCCAACUAGGCUGGACCGAAACAUCAACCACUCACACCCCCCAAGAUGAAAAGUCCACCGUCCCCCCCGAAUCCCUCUACCCCGACGGUCGCUACGCCCACCUCUGGAGCACCUACCGCCCGCGCAGCGAGAUCGAAGCCGCGGGUAAAAACGACGCCGACCGUCUCCGGGACGUAAUAGAAGCCUACAACGACCGCCGCACCGCCAUCGGGGCCGCGGCGAUCGAGAACUGCGUCAUGGAACAAAUGGCCGAGCGCGAGUGCUGGGAGACGGGGACAUUCUGGGAAAAGAUGAAUAUGUGUCGGGGCCCGAAUAGGCAGUUCUUACGGUGCUAUACCAUGCAAGCGCGGUUUCUGAAAGCGUUGGGGUAUUUGUCACUGAAUUCCGUGGGCGAGGAGGAGGAGCGGAUUCAGAUGCAUGCGGAUUCGUUGUAUCAUGAGAUGAUUGCGCGGGAAAGAGCGGCGGAGGAGGCGAGGAAGGAGGGGAGGGAGGUGGAGAUUGUUGGGCAAGUACCGCUGAUUACUGCGGAAAGCACGACCGCCGCGCUCGGGGAGAAAAGCGCCUGGGCUCGCGCGAGACAAAAAGCCAUUGCCGGCAAAUCAGAGGGCAUGAAAUUGAGCGAUUACACCCCCGAACGCCAAGAGCAGAUCAGGAAACAACUAGCGGGUUUGAAUCCGCAGGAGAAGGAGUUGGAGAUGCAACUUAUUGCUGCGGAACGAAGGGCGCAGGUGGAGAUUGCCGAGGCGAUUCAGGAGAGAUUUGCGGAGGAGGCGGAGGGUAGGAAGAGUAGAAGGGAGAGGGGGAGGGAGACGGUGGGGGAUAGUAUUAAGAGGGCUUGGGGUUGGGAUAGGGAGCGUUGA
This is a messenger RNA of Recurvomyces mirabilis, 1041 nucleotides long. RefSeq lists its product as uncharacterized. The transcript has a single exon. The record is from RefSeq and is a predicted model, not a curated record. Bases 1 to 1041 code for a protein of 346 amino acids. NCBI's taxonomy places the organism in Eukaryota, Fungi, Ascomycota, Dothideomycetes, Mycosphaerellales, Teratosphaeriaceae.